Molecule: messenger RNA, 353 nt
Organism: Drosophila takahashii
Lineage: Eukaryota; Metazoa; Arthropoda; Insecta; Diptera; Drosophilidae
Source: RefSeq, a predicted model, not a curated record
UAUCCAAUCGACAGAGUCGAAACUUCCACACAAAAUUGUCAACAUUCCCUCGUGAAAAAAGUCGACUAACAAAAAUUGAGCUGGAAAUAAUCAUAUCCCAGUAUAUCCAAUCAAAAUGGUGAAGUCGUCCAACCCCUUAAAUAUCUUUCGUAGCAUCUACAACAACGAGUUCCAAUGGAUGCUGGUUAAGAGCUAUGGGCUGUUUUUCCUGGGAGUGCGUCUGGCCAAGGAGUUUGUGGGUGUGGAGUUGAUGCCGGCGCUGGGACCAGCCUAGUCAUGAAAUCAAAUUUACCUUCUUUAGACAUAAUUAAAGUUAACUAAGUAUAAUACAAGAUGUAUAUACAACUGAAAAA